CACAACCUUGUUUCAUGCAACUGUGAGGCGUUGCAUGGUCCAACGACUCAUUGAAAGACACCGUCAUUUUAGGAGAUACGCCGUUUAUUUGAUCGCAUUCAACGAAACCCGCGGAUAAGCUUGUUUUCUAUUUGCGCUUUUAGCGGUGAAGCAAACUCAGGAUUAUCGAAAGAACCAUUAUGGCGACUGCAACUCCAAGUCGUGAAGCUGGCCGGCCGGCGGCCUCUACUCCUCUCUCCCCGACCCGGAUCUCUCGGUUGCAGGAGAAACAAGACCUGCAGCAUCUGAACGACAGACUCGCCGUCUACAUCGACCGUGUCCGGUCAUUGGAGCUGGAGAAUGACCGGCUGAUCGUCAAAGUGUCCGAGAAAGAGGAUGUGACUACUAGAGAGGUGUCAGGUCUGAAGUCUCUGUAUGAGGCAGAGUUAGCUGAUGCUCGACGUGUUCUCGACGACACUGCUAAAGAGAGAGCCAGGCUCCAGAUAGACCUGGGCAAGGCUCAGGCUGACCUGGAAGAAGCCACGCGCAGUGUCAAGAAGAAGGAUGGUGAUCUUGCUGCAGCACUGUCCAGGGCCAGUGGUUUGGAAGGCCAGCUUCACAAGAGUGAAGCAGCUCUUUCUACAGCUGUAAGCCAGAAUGCUGCGCUGACUUCUGAGCUAGCUGAUGUCAAGAGCCUGCUGGCUAAGGCAGAGGACAGCCAUGCUGUUGCUAAGCGCCAGCUGGAGGCAGAGACACUGAUGCGUGUAGACUCGGAGAACCGUUGUCAAUCACUGAGUGAGGAGCUGGAGUUCAGGAAGAGCAUGUUUGAAGAGGAGGUGCGUGACUCGAGGAGUCGACAGGAGCAGAGAAUCGUGGAGGUGGAUUCUGGAGUCAGACAGGACUAUGAGUUCAAACUGGCGCAAGCUUUACAGGACUUAAGGAAUCAACAUGACGAGCAAGUUUUUCUCUACAAGGAAGAACUGGAGCAAACCUUCCAGGCCAAGUUGGAUAAUGCCAAAGGGUCCUCAGAGAUGAAUGACAGGGCAGUGAGCACAGCCAGGGAGGAGGUGCAGGAGUCCCGUAUGAGAAUAGAGAGCCUUGGAUAUCAGCUGAAUGCCCUGCAGAAACAGGUGGCUACCUCAGAGGAUCGUAUCAGAGAGCUAGAAGAAAUUCUGUCGGCAGAGCGGGACAAGCACCGUUAUGCCAUCGAAGCAAAAGAACAGGAGAUGAGUGAACUGAGAGAGAGGAUGAACACUCAGCUCAGUGAAUAUCAGGAGCUGCUGGAUGUGAAGCUUGCUCUUGAUAUGGAGAUCAAUGCAUACAGGAAACUGCUGGAGGGAGAGGAGCACAGACUGAAGCUCUCCCCCAGCCCAUCAGCUCGAGUCACUGUUUCCAGGAAGACAGGAUCUUCCUCCUCACACUCAUCCAAGAGGAAGAGAGUGGAUGGUAUGGAAGUGCCCGAUGUGGCAAGAGGAGAGGACCAGCUGCUAGUGUCGGAAGAGGCCACAGCUAGUGGAGCAGUCACCCUAUCACCCACUGACAUGGAUGGAAAUGCAGUUACACUGACUAAUGAUACUGAGCAGGACCAGCCUUUGGGCAACUGGAGGUUGAAGAGACAGGUUGACGAUGGGGAUGAGAUUGUCUACAAGUUCUCCCCAAAGUUUAUCCUAAAGGCUGGACAGUCAGUGACGGUAUGGUCUGCUGAUGCCGGCGUGGCCCACAGUCCCCCAUCUGACUUGCUGUGGAAGAGCCAGGCUUCCUGGGGCACAGGAGAUGACAUAGUGACUUCUUUGAGCAACACUGAUGGCGAGGAGGUGGCCAGGAGGAGUGUAAUUAAGACUCAGCUGGAGGUGGAGAAUGGAGAGGAGGAGGAGGAAGAAGAACAGACAGGCAAGGUGUCAUCCAGAGAGUGCGCCAUCAUGUGAAGCCUUCCUGCUCUGCUGAUGGCUUUGACUCCCCGACUCUAUCAGAUUUGAUCCUGUCUAGUGCUUCAUCAUUUGGUGUUUUUAUUGUCCAAGACAAUGUAAGAAACUUUUGGACAUAUAGGCUCCCUUUUUACUGCUCUCUAUAUUUUGGGCCUGCUUUAAUAUGAAUAAUUUCCCUAAAUGUAACUUCACAAUGCCAUCAUGUGUGCGCCAAGCAACGAUGAUGGAUCCAAACUGUCAGACUGUGGUGUUCAAGCCGAAUAUUCACACUCCUGCGAUUAGUACUCUACAUGCUCAGAUUUCUUUUGUUGUUAAGAUGAGGACUUACUAUCUAUAGCCAUGAAGAUAGAACAAAUUAAUAACUUGAGUGUUAAACAUGUCAUGAGAAAAAUGUCUUCUCCCUCCAAAAUCAAAACAUUUUGUUCAACAAUAGGUCUUGCAUUGUUUCCCAUCUAUAACGUGCAUGUGUGGUUACCCAGAUAAACAUUACGCACAUUUUACUUAAAUAUUUUCAUUCAUCCUCAUUUGAAGAUGAAUAGAAAUACAGUUAUAACUGGGGUUUUAUUCAUUCGUUUAUCAAAGCCUUUUGAAAUUCAGCUUUCUUUUGUGAUUGUGCUAAAAACAUAAUUCCCCUGAAGAAAACUUUGCAUGUUUUUGACUGCAGUAGAAGACCACUAAGAAUAUAUAAUCCAAAUCUUUGUUGUUACAUGACCUGCUCUCAGAAUCCUGAUCACACUCCUGAAGCAGGUACACACUCCAUCCUUCUGCUGUCUCUGUCUCCUGUUCCUUCAUUCUGCUUUACCUCUGGAAAGAAAGCAGGGAAGCUUGAUUGUUCAUCUGAUCGGCCUUACUUGGCAGAACUGAAUAAAACUAGAGACAAACAUCUGAUACUUAAUAGAAAGGUUUGAAGUCAUGUGAUAUCUUCCACUUAAAAUGUUGCUAUUAGCUGGAGGGGCUCCCUACAGCACGGCCUAUUCUUAAGCAGAAACACUACAUUUAUCUUGACUAACAACCUUUGACGUCUGAAGCAAUUAUACUCAUUAGCCAUAACAACCCUUUACUGGUAUAAAAGGCCGAUCACUGUAUAUCUGUGGCCUGUUUGAAAGGCAUUCUGAAUCAUCAGUAACAUGAUUUGAAACUCAGUUUGUAGUUGAAUGCAAAUACAUUGAUCACAUACAACAUGAAAACACUUUGUAAUGUGUUAAUGUUGUGGCUGAUCUCUACUGCCUUUUGUGGUCUGGUCUGUGUCCUGGCAGUGACCUCAGUGACUCCAGCCCAGUGAGCCCAGUUUUUUGAAGAUGUGUUGUGCUACCUGGGAGCCCUUUUGUCUUCCUCCUGCUUGCCUGGUGACAUUAGGGACGUAUCCAAUAAUUCAUACAAAUAUUUGGGGAUGAAAACCUCGAACAUGCAGAAUCUAAAGACCUGCAACAUAGAACGUAAAGAAAUUCAGAGAGGUGACACUGAACAGACUUUGGGGAUCACCACAUGUAACUUGGCAGUGCAGUGGGUAGUCUCAGUUAAACCAGAGACCUGUACUGUAUGAUAAGUUGGCAUGUUUGCGGCCAUUUAAUUUGUUUACUCAUGAUGUGUAGAGGUGUUUCUCGGACAUGUCAGCUCUUUUGCUACCAGGUUAGGACAGAGUGGCUGACUUCCUGUCGUAAUGCUGAAAGGCUUUGUCCAUCACAAAUGUUAAACUGACAACAUUGCCUCCAUUUUUUUUUUAAUAUGCAUGAGGUGAGCAGUGAAAGCAACACUCGUAUGAUACAGUUAUAUUAUCUUUGUUCUCAUGAGUUAUUUUGAAUUGCAGAACAUUGUACAAGUGUUGCUCUCACACCUUGUGUGCCAUCUUGGGAAACUCAGUUUUUUUGUAUUUUGUGUGUGUUUGUAUGCUGUGCUUUACAAUGCUAGUUAUUUUUAUAUAGCUUUGUUGUCUUUGUAAUCAGUUUAUUUACAUAAAAUGUUUCAUUUAUUUUGUAUUUCGUAUUUUCCUGGGUGAUUAAUAGGCCGGGUGCUCAUGACUAAACUCACUCUUCGGCUCUGGUAUAUUUCAGAAUUUUGAUAAAAAACAAUCCUGAACACUACUUCUGUACUGUUCUUUUGUGAGUUUACUGAAGGAUAUGAAAAUGAUAAAUAAGUUUCAUGUUGACAGAAGCAAUCACUUCCUGUAUAAGACCUGAUUAGUGACCGACUUUGAACAUGCAUACAAUAUAGGUGAAGUCUGGCAAUGUAAGACUGACUGACUUUGGAGAUAAUACUGAUCAGAUUUCAAAAGCUCUGAAAAUUGAGACUUUGAGGUUUUUACUAUACACUGAUAAUUCAGUCCCAUCAGAAAUCCAGUACUUCAGUUGAAACAUUACGAAUGAAUGUAAAUUCAACCGAUACCUGCGACAUUUUCAGGAGAUUUGUUUUAAUUAUAUAAACUGGUGAAAAGGCCAGUGCUACCUUGCAGUACCAAUCACUGCAGUUUUUUAAGAUAUAUAUUUAUAAUUCCAUUUAAUAUACACCAUUUAUCACAAACCAAAGCCAAACAAUUAAAUUUGAAUGCCAACAACAAUUAAUUCCUUGACAAAAAUGGAGGAUAUAUUUUAUUUGGGUACGCUUGUUGCAUAUUAGUGUGCAGGAUUGGUUGGUUAAACAGUCACUUUCUGCAGACGAUUUGCAAACAUUAAACUUAAUUUGAGUUUUUAACUGGUCAUAUCCUAGAGGGACUGUGUGAUGUCUUCUGUCUGACUAGUUCUGCUCCACAAUGCGUAGAUGUGACUGUGAUAGCUCAUGAACUGUAAACAUCAGGCUUUAAUCAGUAAAGCAGAGACCUGGUUUAUGUAGGGAGGGCGGGAGCAUGCUAAAUGUCAGUUUUCAUUCAUGUUUAACUUGUUGAACUACUUUUUGUACACACAAUAAAUGUUUUACAUAUA
Molecule: messenger RNA, 4819 nt
Organism: Limanda limanda (common dab)
Lineage: Eukaryota; Metazoa; Chordata; Actinopteri; Pleuronectiformes; Pleuronectidae
Gene: lmnb2
Product: lamin B2
Exons: 13
Coding region: 180-1904 (574 amino acids)
Source: RefSeq, a predicted model, not a curated record